Molecule: messenger RNA, 1503 nt
Organism: Sesamum indicum (sesame)
Lineage: Eukaryota; Viridiplantae; Streptophyta; Magnoliopsida; Lamiales; Pedaliaceae
Source: RefSeq, a predicted model, not a curated record
CCACAACCUUGAACGAAAAAGAUUUCUUUUUUUCCUCCAUUCGUCACACAACAAACAAACAGACCCUGAAAAAUUCCAAGUUUUCAGCAGAGGAUAAUUCUAACCAUAAUGCUUGCCACGACAACCUUCGCAGUCUCGAACUCAAACCCUCCAAAUCCAGCCCACAAGAACUCAUCACCUCAUCCUCCAUUUUCAUCGAAUUCGAGACAAGCCCAUAUCGUGUCCCUCAACCGCCGUGGCCUUCUGGCCUCACUUUCCAUCGCUCUGACACCAUUUCUAGCGUCCCCUCAAAUCGAGAAUCCAACACAUUAUGCGGAUUUCAUCUCUUUACCAGUCUCCGAAGCCCGUGGCCUCUUCCAAAUGCCACCAGUUCGCCUCACCAACAGGUACUUUUUGGUGAGAGCAGGGGAGUCUGAAUAUGAGAGCUUGGGUAUAAUUAACACUAAUCCGGUGGCUAAAACGUCGGUGGAUAAUGGGUUAUCGGAAAAGGGGAAGAAGCAGACAGUGAGGGCUGCAUUGGACUUGAAGUCAAUGGGGGCAUGUGAAGGGAACUGUUGGAUUUGGCCUUCUAUAACUCAGAGGGCUUAUCAGGCUGCUGAGAUUAUUGCUGCUGUUAAUGGAGUCAAUAGAAGUCAUAUAGUCCCUGAGUACAGCUUCUUGGAUGCUCGCGGAUUGGGAGCAUAUGAAGGGAAAAAAUUAGAUUCUAUUUCUGAGGUCUAUGCCUCAGACAGCCUUUCCCCGAAUAUCAAGCCACCCCCAAUAGACGACGGAACACCAAACGAAAGCGUUCAGGAUGUCUUUGUUCGUGUGACACAACUCAUGUCGAUUCUUGAGACACAGUACUCUGAGGACACAGUUGUUAUAGUGUCUCCAGAUUCCGACAAUCUGUCCGUGCUGCAAGCUGGUUUGGUUGGGCUUGAAUUACGAAGGCAAGUGUUUUGCGAAGAUGCAUAUUUGGCAUACAGAUCUCGCUUUCAGGCCCGGCGAAGUCAGGUUCAUCGAUGCUAGUAGCAUACCGACAUACAAACAGCCGGCUUCUGCAGUCUACAAGUGCUUAAAUCCCCCAAACUGCAACUGAGUUUCUUAGAGAUACUCAUAAUCUUGUCCAAAGUCACAGUUCAGAAUCAAAGCCUGGCAUUGUGAUCCUUGUACAAAGGACCUCCAGUAAAUAUUAGUACUACUUUUACUUUUCAACCUUUUCCAUCUCCAAGCUUUUUACUAGUUUAUUUUAUAGAUAUUCUAUAUGAAAUAUAGCUGUUCGUAGAAAUAUUUACUGCCAACAUCGAUUACAAACGAGGAGCUUGAGUGUCUUAUAAUCCCCAAGGGCUCCUCCCCCUUAAUAGGACAAACCUGUAUGGCUCCUCCUUACGGGACUGAAGCCAAACUGCAGGGACUGGCGGGGUCGUAAGACAUCCUCCCUCCUGAGUCAUCUUUCCAGCACAAAAUUAAAAGAUUCGUCCAAAAGCAGAACGCUACAAUAGAGAAAGCCUUUUUCUUCUCCUA